This is a messenger RNA of Myotis myotis, 7695 nucleotides long. It is a transcript of the gene NDST1, whose product is annotated as N-deacetylase and N-sulfotransferase 1. The coding region runs from base 583 to 3231 and encodes 882 amino acids. Gene Ontology annotation, cellular component: Golgi apparatus. Lineage: Eukaryota; Metazoa; Chordata; Mammalia; Chiroptera; Vespertilionidae. The transcript has 16 exons. Gene Ontology annotation, molecular function: heparan sulfate N-sulfotransferase activity; deacetylase activity. The record is from RefSeq and is a predicted model, not a curated record.
GCGGGCGGGAGCGGCGGCGGCCGCGAAGGGGUUAACCCGCCGGGCCGAUCCCGGCAGCGCUCGCCAUGCCGGGGGACCCCGGCGUCCGGCGGCUCGCCCGGAGCGCCCCCUUCCCCGGGUAGCGCCCCACCGCGGCAGGUUCCCAGGAGCCAGGAGCACCCAUCUGGACGCUGCCCGUUCACCCCCGGGGACCAGCCUUGGCCCCGGGGGCCCCACCAAGCCAGCAGCAUGUGGCAUCCCCGGGCCUGCCCAGUGUCUUCCUGCCCGCUGCCCGGCCCCCCCAGGAGGCCCUGACGCCCUGGGGUACUUCUGCUGUGCACAGGACCACGUGGGGGUUUGCCAUGGUGACAUAAAGGGGCGAGGAGGAAGGAAGGAGCUCAACCAGCCUGCGGACUGUGCCCCUGGCUGGGAGGAAGGGCCGGUGGCCCGGAUCCUCCACUCCCACCGCCCGCUGAGGGCCUCGCUUGCUAACUGUCUGUGAAUUUGUUGGCCCGUGGACAACUCCCGUGUCUCCUUCUGCGUGGGGCCUUGGGGUGGCCAGGGCAGGCCGGGCCUCUGGUGGCCAAGGUCUCGGGGACCAGGAUGCCCACCCUGGCGCGCCUCCGCAGGCUGUGUCGGCACGUGUCCCCACAGGCCAUCUUUUUCCUGCUGUUUGUCUUCUGCGUGUUCAGCGUUUGUGUCUCCGCCUACUACCUAUAUGGCUGGAAGCGGGGCCUGGAACCCUCAGCAGACGCCCCCGAGCCUGACUGUGGGGACCCGCCGCCUGUUGCCCCCAGCCGCCUGCUGCCGCUCAAGCCCGUGCAGGCGGCCACCCCUUCCCGUACGGACCCACUGGUGCUGGUGUUUGUGGAGAGCCUCUACUCACAGCUGGGCCAGGAGGUGGUGGCCAUCCUGGAGUCGAGCCGCUUUAAGUACCGCACAGAGAUUGCACCGGGCAAGGGGGAUAUGCCCACACUCACUGACAAGGGCCGUGGCCGCUUCGCCCUCAUCAUCUAUGAGAACAUCCUCAAGUACGUGAACCUGGACGCCUGGAACCGGGAGCUGCUGGACAAGUACUGUGUGGCCUACGGCGUGGGCAUCAUCGGCUUCUUCAAGGCCAACGAGAACAGCCUGCUGAGUGCGCAGCUCAAAGGCUUCCCCCUGUUCCUGCACUCAAACCUGGGCCUGAAGGACUGCAGCAUCAACCCCAGGUCCCCGCUGCUCUACGUGACGCGGCCCAGCGAGGUGGAGAAGGGUAUGCUGCCCGGCGAGGACUGGACCGUGUUCCAGUCCAACCACUCCACCUACGAGCCAGUGCUGCUGGCCAAGACGCGCUCCUCCGAGUCCAUGCCGCACCUGGGCGCGGACGCCGGCCUGCACGCCGCGCUGCACACCACCGUGGUCCAGGACCUGGGCCUCCAUGACGGCAUCCAGCGCGUGCUCUUCGGCAACAACCUCAACUUCUGGCUGCACAAGCUCGUCUUCGUGGACGCCGUGGCCUUCCUCACCGGCAAGCGCCUCUCGCUGCCUUUGGACCGCUACAUCCUGGUGGACAUCGACGACAUCUUUGUGGGCAAGGAGGGCACGCGCAUGAAGGUGGAGGACGUGAAGGCUCUGUUUGAUACACAGAAUGAACUGCGCACACACAUCCCAAACUUCACCUUCAACCUGGGCUACUCAGGGAAAUUCUUCCACACAGGUACCGAUGCUGAGGAUGCUGGGGACGACCUGCUGCUGUCCUACGUGAAGGAGUUCUGGUGGUUCCCCCACAUGUGGAGCCACAUGCAGCCCCACCUCUUCCACAACCAGUCUGUGCUGGCUGAGCAGAUGGCCCUGAACAAGAAGUUCGCUGUCGAGCACGGCAUUCCCACAGACAUGGGCUACGCAGUGGCGCCCCACCACUCGGGCGUGUACCCUGUGCACGUGCAGCUGUACGAGGCCUGGAAGCAGGUGUGGAACAUCCGAGUGACCAGCACGGAGGAGUACCCCCACCUGAAGCCGGCCCGCUACCGCCGUGGCUUCGUCCACAAUGGCAUCAUGGUCCUCCCGCGGCAGACCUGCGGCCUCUUCACACACACCAUCUUCUACAGCGAGUACCCUGGUGGCUCCAGCGAGCUAGACAAGAUCAUCAACGGGGGCGAGCUCUUCCUCACCGUGCUCCUCAAUCCCAUUAGCAUCUUCAUGACGCACCUGUCCAACUACGGGAAUGACCGCCUGGGCCUGUACACCUUCAAGCACCUGGUGCGCUUCCUGCACUCUUGGACCAACCUCCGGCUGCAGACGCUGCCCCCUGUGCAGCUGGCCCAGAAGUACUUCCAGAUCUUCUCCGAAGAGAAGGACCCGCUCUGGCAGGACCCCUGCGAGGACAAGCGCCACAAAGACAUCUGGUCCAAGGAGAAGACAUGUGACCGCUUCCCCAAACUCCUCAUCAUUGGCCCCCAGAAAACAGGCACCACGGCCCUCUACCUGUUCCUGGGCAUGCACCCCGACCUCAGCAGCAACUACCCCAGCUCAGAGACCUUCGAGGAGAUCCAGUUUUUUAACGGCCAAAACUAUCACAAAGGCAUCGACUGGUACAUGGAGUUCUUCCCCAUCCCCUCCAACACCACCUCCGACUUCUACUUUGAGAAAAGCGCCAACUACUUUGAUUCGGAAGUGGCUCCCCGGCGGGCAGCGGCCCUGUUGCCCAAAGCCAAGGUCCUGACCAUCCUCAUCAACCCAGCGGACCGGGCCUAUUCCUGGUACCAGCACCAGCGAGCCCACGAUGACCCCGUGGCCCUGAAGUACACCUUCCACGAGGUGAUCACGGCCGGGCCCGACGCGUCCUUGAAGUUGCGUGCCCUGCAGAACCGCUGCCUGGUCCCCGGCUGGUACGCCACCCACAUUGAGCGCUGGCUCAGCGCCUUUCACGCCAACCAGAUUCUGGUCUUGGAUGGCAAACUGCUGAGAACAGAACCUGCCAAAGUGAUGGACACAGUGCAGAAGUUCCUCGGGGUGGCCAACACCAUCGACUACCACAAAGCCUUGGCGUUUGAUCCAAAGAAAGGAUUUUGGUGCCAGCUGCUUGAAGGAGGAAAAACCAAGUGUCUGGGCAAAAGCAAGGGCCGGAAAUACCCAGAGAUGGACUUGGAUUCCCGCGCCUUCCUGAAGGACUAUUACCGGGACCACAACAUCGAGCUUUCCAAGCUGCUGUACAAGAUGGGCCAGACGCUGCCCACCUGGCUGCGGGAGGACCUCCAGAACACCAGGUAGCCAUGGCCACCACAGCCAGACUGACGUUUGUGACGGCAGGGACGUCCCGCGGCACGCUGAGCCAGACCGACCUGCAGAACGGAGCUGGGCCUGGGCUGGCCAAGCACGUCUGAGCAAUACUCGGCCGAGGCCCAGGCAGGGCCGGGAGAAGCCGGCAGGCCCACGCGCCUCCAAGCAUCCCCCCUGCGCCGGGGCUGUGGCCGCCAGGACCGCCUUCGCCACCAGAGGUCCAUCUCGCUCACAGCCCCCACGGGGAGGCCACUCCUGGUAGGAAGGGUCCGUGAGGCUCUGUUCUGCCCCUCACUGUGUCCUGCCAACCAUGCCCUCUCCUCCGUCCUGCCAUUCCCUGCCCAGCAGGGUGUCCCUCCGUGUCAGCUGCCACAUGUCCUGUCCUCUGGACAGUAAGGGAGAAGAGCCCAGCUGGGCCUUUUGCCAAACCAGGGAGUGGGACUGGACGCGUCCCUGCCUGUUUCGAGCCAGGCCCUCCCGAGGGGCCAGCUGGGGACCAGAGCCGGGCCCCGGGCUGGAUGUGAGGGUGGAACCGCGAGAGAACUCCCGACUCCCACAUCCACUCUGGGUCAGACCUUCACGUCUCACCCGCCCUUUUUGGGGAAAGAACCGCUGACUCCUACAGUACCCACCCAGUCCUCAAGGCCUCCUCCAGGACCCUGGGCACUGCCAUGCCAUUCGGCCAGAGACCCAGGCCUCAGUCCCACCCCUUUUCCACCCUGGGGUGUGACACGCGUGGUGUUUCCUGUGGUAAAAGACUGGGCGGUUCAGGAGUCUGCAGUAUACGUGUUCCAAUGUACAUAGUUGUCCCCACGCCCGCCAGCCUCGGCCCUGGCCCACCCAGGGAGCUGGGGACACUGCCACCCACAGCCUUGCCCGGCGACCUGUGGCUGAGGGUUCCGAGAGGCCCCUUAACCUCCCCAAUACUAAGAAGCUAAAGUAUUUUAAUAUUUUGUUUUUCUUCUUGGUGCCAGAGUUUAUACUUUGGGUGCUGGGGUCGCACUGUGUUAUACAUAUACAUAUAUAUAUAUAUAUAAUUUGUAUAUAUAUAUUAUAUUUUUUUUGGUUGGGUUUGUUUUUAAUUCAGUCAUACAAAAUGGUGGCAAGCCUCAGGCCCAGAGGGUGUCUUUCUCCGUGAGGGGAGGGAGGGCGGGCGUGUCUUCACGGUCCGGGCCGGGCGACUGUGCAGGUGCCCGGGAGGGCUCUCUGGGCUGCCCGGGUGUACGGAGGUGGCAGGGUCCAUGGAGAAGACCCACUCUCCCCAGGGAGCCUGGGGAAUUUUGGCCAAAGGAGACAGCGGGCUGGGUGGCGUCCUGGGCGGAGGCCGCUGUGCCCUCACACGGUGCUAGGUGGGGAGCUGCCCUGGGCGCUGGAGCCGCGGGGCCUGCAGACCGUGGGGCUCUGGGCUGUUCGCUGGUUGGGGUCUGCUCCUACCCUCCUCUUAACAAUGUGAAGGGACUAAACUGGGUGCUCUCCCAGCCCCUCCCACUGCCAGUUCAGCUUCGGACUGACCCCCAGGAAGGCCUUUCCGAGAGCCUGGCCCCUUGAGGCUGGAAGGCCUCCGGGUGUGCAGACACGUCACAGCUGCUGGGAGCAGGGGCUGAGGACGACGUGCAGCUCCUGCCACAGUCAGUGCCCUACCUGCCACGCCACUGCCUCUGAGCCCUCCUCCCCCGCCCCUGCCAGGUCCUGCCCUCCCUCUCGCCCUCGGUCACUCCAGGACCCGGGACAAACCACUUCUUCCCAGCCAGGGUGCCUUUGAGCUUCUCAGGCCUCCAUUUGCAUCCCUGUCGUACUCUCCUCACCUCCAAAGGCCCUUCCCAGACUGCGAACCAGUUCCCUCCCCAAUUCUCCACUGGGAUGGAGAGGGUUGGACCCUCGGGACCACUGCGUGUGGUUUCCCGGUCUACCCAGAAGCGUUCCCACUGUGUUUCUCGUCGGGCCUCUGGGCCUGGGAGCCCUGAGCACGGUCAAUCCCGCAAGAGGCGGGCAGAGUGUCUGGGCAGGGCAGGCGGCCUGCCCGCUUGUGGAACCAGACUCCCAGAGUGCAGGGACUUCCCUGGGGCAAGUCCCAGGCCUCACUUCCCAUCUGUCAGCGAGGGUGAGGGCUCCGUGACCUUGGCAACCUCACAGCAGUCUGCCCUCUGGGCCUGGACAUCUGCCUCCUCCCCCCCCCCCCCCCCAGCUCUGAACGGGGCCUGAGGGGCCAGCAGCUCCCCUUCUCCGAGCCCCAGGCCCAAGGAAGGUCACGCAGGGGUGAGACCUGUGGGAGCAGAGGAGACACUGGGGCUGUUGUCCAGGCCCUCUGGGAGGCUGGGCAUGUGCCCUGCCACAUACAAAUCUGGUCCCUGCUGUCACUUCCUUUCCCACUGAUGAGUCUCUCCAGGACCCACUGCAGGGGUUACAGAGGAGAGAAGUGUCCGGGGCACUCAGCCACUGAGCACAGGCCCCGUCGGGAGGAGAACCAGAGGUCAGUGGGCACAGCAGCAUCAGCUUAGUGCUCACUGAUUCACUGUAAGGGUUUGGCCAGAGAGAGGGGGCGGGGGGAGCUUCAACCGUGUGGAUGACUUCACCAUCCCUUCUGCUGACCCCACCACGAGCCCUUGCCCCACAAGGUGGGAGCCGGCGGAGGCCAGCUAACGCCUCAGCCACUCGCAGCUCUAGAGCCACCGGCAGGGCAGGCAUCUUGUGAUGGUGGACGAGUCUGAACUUUAACGAUGGCCCUUUCCAAACCCCUAAGCAGGAGCAGCCAGUGUCGGGGCCCAGGUGGGGGCAGAGGUCUGUCCGCAGCAGCAGAACACUGUGGGCGGGCGGUCCAUGGAUUUCACCCGCCGUCUAGAUUUAAAAUGAACAUUGUGGUUCUCUCUCUACAUUUCUGGAUCAGCUUAAAAGUAAAAAUCACGAGACUUCACCCCAAAAUGCUGCAGGCUGCAUCUGCUAAGACUGAGGACGUUCUUCUCUGUAGUGGCCCAAUAUCUCCCCUGAAAUGAUAAUUCCUCACAUCUGCUCUCCAACCCCCAUUCUCCUUUCCCCCAAAUAACUUACACCUGGUUUGGAAUUUGCAUCCAGUCAAGGGGCACACACUGCGUUUGUACCUGUGAGUUUAAGGCUCGUUGAAUGUGGAAAAGUCCUUCAGCUCACUCUGAGUUUUAAAUGCCGUUGCUUCCGAGGCCAGCAGUCCUGCUGCGCAGACAGGCCGCGUUCUGCAGUUUCCUCCUGGCGUCAGGCGAAGCCCCCAGCCCCUGUACUGUCACGAACACCUGAGGUGUGAGGAGGUUUGCCUUUGUGCUGACUUGACAACUUCCCUCCACCCUAAGGUGCCCCUCUGCUGCCACCUGUACCAAGUGCCAAACCAGCAGAGGGGCCGGCUGGAGCUCCAGGAGCUCAGGGGAGCGCAGGAGGCAGCCCUGCAGCCAGGCCUGGGGUGCAGGGGGGCAGAGGCUUGGGGGCCCUCUAGGAGGAGGAAGCUGCGUGCAUGGAGGCCAGACCAAGUCGUGUUGGGCCUCUUGGGAAUGAGAUGUCCCCGCUUUGAUCCUGGUGAUGGAACACAGGGCACCAAACUGCAUGUCUGUCUUUUUCUGUCUGUCUCUCUCUCUUGUGGUUCUGGGUCUCCGGUUCUUGGAGGCCCGUGGUCAGUGUGCACUGGAGCAGAGCCAGGCCCCUGGGAUGUGACGGGGAAAGGUCUAGCUGGGGAACCGUCCCCCACCCCUCAUCGUGGUGUAAGGAGAAGAGAGAGCCCUGGGCUGGAGGCAGGAGGUGGGCAAUUUCGUCCCAACUGGUACCUUAGCUGCUUGACAGCUUUCCUCCCAGGGCCUCAGCCCCCCCAUUUAUACACCGAGCAGGUGGAGCUACAGCCGGGUUUUCAGAUGUCAGGGAAGAAGGGGUCUGCCCUAGUUGAAGAGUGGAUGGAGGGCCCAGGCAGCCCCAUCCCCGCCCCACUCCCUGCAGGCGAUGCUGGGUUCUGGGUUUGCCAUCCCUGGGUUGGCUGCCCCCGGGCAAGCACCAGCCUAGACUGGAGAUAUUUUCAGCUUCCUGGAGGGAUGGGCAUGGGUCAACGUCAAGGGCUUGGGGAGACUCUGGCUGUGUUUUAUCCUAAGUUUCUCCUUCCCUCCCUCUCUGUGGCCCUUGAGGAGAAUGAGGGAGGAGAGGGUUUUUUAAGACUAUGCUAGCGUUUAUUAUCAGCAAGAGGGCUCCUUUUGUAAUUUGUGCAUGAAAUUCAUGUCAUUUCCUGGGGAGAGGAGAGGGCUGACUUGGAGAGGGUGGGGGGGCACGCUGGGGGAGCAGGCCCAGGUUUCCUUCCCUUGGGGUGGGGAGAGGUGUGGAGAGGGGGCGCUACCCAGCUCACCUGAUCAGGGCUCUCAAACCAGCCGUUUUGGGUUGUGUUAACAGUGGGAACCUUCCUCCAUUAAUGUACAAUAUCGAACUAACUGCUAAUAAAAUGGGGUUCCGUUUGUA